AUGAGUAUACCAGCAUUACACGAUGCAAUUAUUAAUAACGAUUAUGAGAGAGUUAGUUUGUUGAUUGAAUCAGGAAAGCAUGCUCUUGAUGAAGGUGAUUUUGGAGGAUUACAACCAUUACACUUUUGUGCUCGUAUGGGACAUAUAAACAUGGCAGAGUUGUUAUUGAGCAAAGGUGCCAAUAUCAACGCAGAGAAUAACUAUGGAUCUACACCUCUACACGAAGCAGUCAGAAGAGGUGAAGUAGAGAUGGUACAAUAUUUAAUUAAAAAGAAUUGUGAUGUAGCUGCUGUCGAUAUAGAUUCAAACACUGCUUUACAUUUGGCUGUCAUGUGUGAAGAUGGUGAACUCAUCCCAAUGUUGCUCGAGGCUGGUGCACCUUUAUAUCUCAAGAACAAAGACGACGAAACUCCAAUACAAGUGACAGAGGAUCAGGAAAUUAUUGACUUUUUAAAAGAAUGGAUAGUGGAUCAUCCAAAUCAUUCAUCUACAACCAAGCCACCACCAACAACUACAAUACAAGACCAAGAAAUAAUUGAAUCUUUAAAUGAUGAUGGUGAUGAAAAAAUGAAAGAUUAA
Messenger RNA from Cavenderia fasciculata, 579 nucleotides. Its product is annotated as ankyrin repeat-containing protein. Lineage: Eukaryota; Evosea; Eumycetozoa; Acytosteliales; Cavenderiaceae. Bases 1 to 579 code for a protein of 192 amino acids. The record is from RefSeq and is a predicted model, not a curated record. The transcript has a single exon. Gene Ontology annotation, molecular function: protein binding.